AUGACGACCCACGUACUGAAGGUUUACCGAGCAUCUCCCUCCGGUCAGAUUCAUCUUGACCAUAUCACCCGUCAUCUAUCCCCUGACGAGGCACUGGUCGAAGUAACGCAUGCCAGUAUAUGCGGUACAGAUAGCAUCUACCUACAUUCUCAGCAAGUUCUAGGCCAUGAGGGAAUAGGCAUAGUUAGGGCGAUUGGGGCUGAUGUGCGGAGUGUUCGAAUCGGCGACCGUGUGGGAAUGGGCUACGUACAAAAGACAAAAGACCUUUAUGGCAUGUCUGACCCUGACCGCGGUUGCCUCGGCUUCAAAACUAUCUGGAACGCGAACGCCCUUAUACCCAUUCCAGAUGGGCUACACUCUGGUGAUGCUGCGGCGCUGAUGUGCGGGGGUGCUACUGUCUGGACUGUGCUUAGUCGUUACGGAAUGCAGCCUGGGGAUCGUGUUGGAGUAUUAGGCAUCGGCGGCAUGGGGCAUCUGGCCAUCAAAAUGGCAGUUGCGAUGGGAUAUCAUGUUGUUGCUUUCUCCGGAUCGGUGUCCAAGAAGGCGGACUGCUUAGCCUUCGGGGCUAAGGAAUACUAUCUGACUAACGGCGAAUCAAUGGAAGAUAUGGAGCCACUGAAGCACCUUCUCUUGUGCGGUUCAAGCUCGGAAGAUUAUACGUUCAUUCUUUCUCUUCUGGCGGUACAUGGAACAGUCUAUCCAUUGACAGUCUCUCUUCAACCGGCUACCAUUCGAACCAUCAUGCUGAUCAACAAGGGCCUUCGGAUCCAAGGUUCUUUGGUCGCAUCCCGUGGGGACCUAGCCAAGAUGCUGCAGUUUUGUGCGGAUAAGGGAGUGCGACCUGCUACAAGCAAUUUUAGCCUUACUUCUACAGAGGUCAACCAGGCCGUGGAAAGCCUGCAGCGUAACACGGUUCGCUACAAGGCAUUGCUUGUCGCAGAUGAAAAUCUACUGAAGCUCUGA
This is a messenger RNA of Aspergillus piperis CBS 112811, 963 nucleotides long. Its product is annotated as alcohol dehydrogenase. NCBI's taxonomy places the organism in Eukaryota, Fungi, Ascomycota, Eurotiomycetes, Eurotiales, Aspergillaceae. Gene Ontology annotation, biological process: alcohol metabolic process. The record is from RefSeq and is a predicted model, not a curated record. The transcript is spliced from 4 exons. Bases 1 to 963 code for a protein of 320 amino acids. Gene Ontology annotation, molecular function: zinc ion binding; alcohol dehydrogenase (NADP+) activity.